CCGGUGCCGGAGCAGCCACUACAGCAGCAGCCGGAGCAGCACGAGGGGGCUGCUGCAGGACCGGACGCAGCGGCGCUACCCGGGCAGCUGCCUGCGGAGCCGGUAGCAGCGGCUGAGGGGCAGGCAGCGGCGGGGGCAGCUGCAGCCGCCGCCGCCGCUCCCCCGCCACCUCAACCCCACCCCCUGCCAGCCGGGGCAGCAGUCGAUGAUGUUGCCGCUGCUGCCAAUGAUGACUUCCCCGGCGCUGCCGCCGCCGCCGCCGCGGAUGCUGCCGCUGCUGCUGCUGGCGGCGGCGGUGGCGGUGUUGCCGCUGAGGACGAGGUACAGCAAGACAACCGCGUACGGCUGCUGAGCCGCUCCGUACGCUGGCUUUGGUCCGUCGCACAACUCGGCACUGACAUGGCCUCCCUCGCGCAGCCGCUGCACCAGCAGCCCAGCGGGGGUCCCGGAGCGGGGCGGCCGCACGCGUGCCGCCUCUUCCGCGCGCAGCCUGAGCUGGUACGGCAUGCGGAGGCGGUGGUGACGGCGACGCUGGGGUACGGCGGCAGCCGUAGCAGCGGCGGCGGUGCUAGUGCCGGCGGCAGCAGCAGCAGCGGCAAGGAAGGCAGCGCUCCUCUAGAGUUGCAGCAGCAGCCUGAGCGGCCUCAACAGGGGGAGAUGCAUGUGCACGACCGGCUUCAGAGGCGCCUCGACGCGCUCGUAAUUGAGCCCCCCGGCAGCUGUGAGGCGUGGCGCGCCUCCCUGGCGGGCCUCAUGGCCACCUGUACGGCAGCGGCGGUACGGCACCGGGCGGUGGAGGUGGUGGCGGCGAUGUCCGACGUGCGCGCGCGGCUGGCUACGGCGGUGACGGUGGCGGCGGUGUUCGCGCAGCAGCGGCAGCUGGGGCUGGCGGCGGAGGUGCUGCUGGCGGCGUACGGCAGCGCGCCGCCGCCGCUGGGGGGUGGUGAGGGUGACGGUGCGACGCGCGCUGACACCGUGGCGGCGGCGGCGGCGGUACGGCACCCAAGUGACGGAGCGGGGACGGGUGAGGAAGCUGGCGCCGCCGCUAGUGGUGGAGGCGACAGCGAUGGCGAUGCCAUGCAGGUGGAUGGCAACAGCGCCCCGGCGCCUCCGCUGGGGUCGCCGUCAGCCCCGCCACGCCCCCCUGUUGCACCCGCUGCCCCCGCUGCUGCCCCCCCGCAUGCGCCCCUGCUCUUCAGCCUCACCAUCAGCGGCCACUCCGCGCUGCUGUGGGCGUGUGCGCACCUGGACCACCUGGCACGCAUCGCCAACCAAACCGCCCGCGCCGCCCACCCGUCCCCUUCCUCCUCCUCCUCCUCCUCCUCCUCCGCCCAUUCCGCCGCCGCCCUGGCAGCCGCCGCGGAGGAGUGCCGGCUGCUGGUGCCGCUGGUCCAGGCGCUUCCCGAGCCCUUCCUGGAGCGCUGCGCCACCGCAGUCCCCAGCGCGCUGAGUCCCACCGACCUGGCUCGGCAGCUGCUGAUGAGCAGCCUGGGGCGGCCGCAGGUGCUGGUGGGGGCGGGGGAUGCGGCCCUGGCGUUACGACACCUGGUGUACUACAGCAGGCUGCAGCUGCGUUCCCCCUCCCAGGAGCCCCCCCUGGAGCGGGAGCUGUCGCAGGUGGCGCUGCUGCUGACGUCGCUGGUACGGCUGCUGGACGAGCGGCAGCAGCUGGAGCAGCAGGCGGGGCAGG
This is a messenger RNA of Astrephomene gubernaculifera, 1690 nucleotides long. The record is from the annotation of a GenBank genome assembly. NCBI's taxonomy places the organism in Eukaryota, Viridiplantae, Chlorophyta, Chlorophyceae, Chlamydomonadales, Astrephomenaceae.